Messenger RNA from Spea bombifrons (plains spadefoot toad), 1262 nucleotides. RefSeq names its product SPRY domain containing 4 (gene SPRYD4). The record is from RefSeq and is a predicted model, not a curated record. Bases 34 to 675 code for a protein of 213 amino acids. The transcript has 2 exons. Lineage: Eukaryota; Metazoa; Chordata; Amphibia; Anura; Pelobatidae. Gene Ontology annotation, molecular function: protein binding.
GUGACGCUAAGGCGGAUUCCGCUCACAUGCAAGAUGGCGUUGCCCAUGAGGGCAGUGAUGUCGGGGAGCCGUGCUUUGCGGUGUUUGGGGGCUCUCGCCCCUUUAAGGGAUUUUUCCCGUGUCCCGUCGAGGCGGGAAAUCUCCUUCAAACUUGAUGAGAAGACUGCACAUAGCAGCCUUGACUUGUUCAAGAAAGACACAGGCGUUAUAUAUCGAAUACUGGGCAUAGACCCAUCAAAGGUUUCCCAAAACCCUGAGCGUUUCCGUGAAUGGGCAGUAGUCCUAGGUGACACUCACGUAGCGAGUGGACGCCAUUAUUGGGAAGUGACGGUGAAACGCUCACAAGAGUUUCGCAUCGGUGUUGCGGAUGCCGACAUGUCCCGAGAUGAAUGCAUUGGUGUCAACAACUGCUCUUGGGUCUUUGCCUACAGCCAUAAAAAGUGGCAUGGUAUGCAGGCAAAUAAACUAAUCCCCAUAACAAACAUCGGCCAUCCAAGCAAAGUGGGGCUGCUCCUUGACUAUGAAGUGGGGAAGCUGAGCCUUGUGGACUCUGAAAAAGGCUCUCUAAUCCACACUCUUACUGCCAAAUUCCGAGGUCCAGUUGUGCCUGCGUUGGCCCUGUGGGACGGAGAACUAGUCACUCACUCAGGCUUGGAUGUCCCUCAUGACCUGUGAGACCGAUAGGUGUUGACGCAAAGUGCCUCUUCUCCAAGCAUCAUGUAUUCUGCAGUGUUAUAUUUCACAAACGUUAUAUUAACCAUGUACAAAAUUUACGUUUUCCAAUGUAACAAAAAAUGUCUGCACUACACAGCUUUCUCCUUUACAAAACAAUGACUUUGAGCUGGUGAUCAAUGUACAUGUACAUCUUUCAAUUGCCAAAGAUACAUAUGCAGUAAUAGCUCUGUUUUUUAAAUGUAAUUUCACAUAUACAGGAAAACAUAGCAGUAUCUAUUAUAUACGGAUAAGCCUCAGACAAAUCUGUUUUGCUUUUGAUGGAUGAUACAUUUUUAUAUAGAAUAUUGCAAAAGAAGCCUAUUGGCACUUUCCAGGCUUAGAGGUGUAUAACCGACUGAUUCAAGAGGUCACAUUUAUGAAGGGCAGUUGGGCAGAUUCCUAAAUGGUAGGAAAAUCAGACAUUUUUAUUGGGACUUGCGCACAUUUAGGAGCUGGUUUUGGAAUUCAGUUUUGUUAUUGCCUACUUCAUGCAAUCUAAAAUACAAAUAUUUUAGACCAAAGUAUUGGUUUCACUGCAUCCCUCUCUG